CGGUUGGCUUGGCGGCGCCGGAGAGUGUGCGGGACCAGGGCUGGAGAGAUCUGCCGGGGGAAGCAUCAAGCCAAGAAACCAGUCCAGUCCAGCACGGAGCCUCGCCUCGCUUGCCUGGCACACCCGCUGCGCCGUGCGCUCUUCUUUUGGAGGGGAGCUGCACCACAUUCCUGUGAACUAUAACUGCUUUGAAUGGCAUGUGGCUUGUAACUUUACUUCUGCUGUAUUCUUUGCAAGAAGUCAACAGUGAGGAUGUUGUCUCUACGCGGCUGUACUUUGUGAACGCCUCCCUGCAGCGGGUGACCUUCUCCAGCUCCGUGGGGGUGUCCCUGCCCUGCCCCGCGGGCGGCGCCCCCCAUGCCGUCCUGCGUUGGUACCUGGCCGCCGGAGACGACAUUUACGACGUGCCCCACAUCCGCCACGUGCACGCCAACGGCACCCUCCAGCUCUUCUCCUUCUCGCCCUCCGCUUAUAACAGCAUCAUCCACGACAACGAGUACUUCUGCACCGCCGAGAACCAGGCGGGCAAAAUCCGGAGCCCCAGCAUUCACAUCAAAGCAGUGUUCCGGGAGCCAUACACAGUCCGUGUGGCCGACCAGCGCUCCAUGCGAGGUAAUGUCGCUGUCUUCAAGUGCCUCAUCCCCUCUGCUGUCCAGGAGUACGUCAGCGUGGUGUCCUGGGAGAAAGACACCGUGUCCAUUGUCCCAGGUAACCGUUUCUUCUUGACCUCAUUUGGAGCACUGUACAUCUCCGAGGUGCAGAAGGAAGACGCUCUGUCCACCUACCGCUGUAUCACCAAGCACAAGUACAGCGGCGAGACCCGACAGAGUAAUGGAGCCCGGCUCUCUGUUAUGGACCCUACGGAGUCCACCCCGUCACUACUGGACAGUUUCCAGUCCGGUGAGAUGAAGGCAGGGCACAGCGUGGAGCUGCCCUGCACCGCAUCCGGCUACCCAAACCCGGCAAUCAGGUGGUUGAAGGAUGGCCGGCCGCUGCCGGUGGACUCCCGCUGGACCCGCCGUAUCACGGGCCUCACCAUUUCGGACUUGAGGCUGGAAGACAGCGGCAACUACAUCUGCGAGGUCACCAACAGCUUCGGCUCCAAAGAGGUGACGGGUCACCUCAACAUCAUUGAGCCCCUUCGGGUCACCUUGUCCCCCAAGAACCUCAAGACGGGCAUCAGCAGCACGGUCAUCCUAUCCUGCGCCGUCCAGGGUUCUCCUCACUACACCGUGUCGUGGUACCGUAACACCGAGCCCAUCCUGCCUGACCAGCACUUCUCCAUCCAAGGCGCUCACAACGAGACCUUGUUCAUUUCGGCGGCUCAGAAGAGACACUCGGGAGCUUACCAGUGCUUUGCCACGCGCAAGGGCCAGACCGCCCAGGACUUCUCCAUCAUACUGCUGGAAGAUGGUACCCCACGAAUCGUGGCUUCCUUCAGUGAGAAGGUGGUAGUCCCAGGCGAGCCCUUUUCCCUGAUGUGCACCGCCAAAGGAGCGCCUCCGCCGACCAUCACCUGGACCCUGGACGACGAGCCGGUGGCCCGCGAUUUGUCCCGCGUGCGAGCCAGUCAGUACACGCACUCGGACGGGAGCACCGUGAGCUACGUCAACGUCAGCAACCCGCAGAUUCGCGACGGAGGAUUGUAUCGGUGCGCCGCACGAAACUCGGCCGGUAGCGCCGAGUACCAAGCGCGCAUAAACGUAAGAGGCAAUCCAAGGAUUCGACCGAUGAAGAACAUCACGGCCGUGGCAGGACGAAGCUCUUUUGUGAACUGCCGAGUGAUCGGCUACCCGUAUUACUCCAUCAACUGGUACAAGGAGGGACUUCUGCUACCUGACAACCAUCGCCAGGUGGUGUUUGAAAACGGUACCCUGAAGCUUACUGAUGUCCAAAAGGGGAUGGACGAGGGAGCUUACAUCUGCAGUGUACUCAUACAACCUCAGUUGUUCAUCAAGCAAACUGUUUACAUCACAGUCAAAGUUCCUCCGCUGAUCCAGCCUUUUGACUUCCCGCCGACCUCCAUCGGCAAGUUGAUGUACAUCGCUUGCGUGGUGGCGUCCGGCGACAUGCCCAUCCGCAUCACGUGGCGCAAGGACGGCCAGGAGAUCGUGCCUUCCUCGGGCAUCACCAUCGACACCAAGGAGUUCAUGAGCUCCUUGCAGAUCUCCAAGGUGUCGCUGAAGCACAACGGCAACUACACCUGCAUCGCCAGCAACGACGCUGCCACUGUGAGCACUGAGAGGCAGCUCACUGUCACAGUGCCUCCUCGUUUUGUGGUGCAGCCCAACAACCAGGACGGAAUCUACGGGAAGUCGGGUAUUCUCAACUGCUCAGUUGACGGCUACCCUCCUCCCAAGGUCAUGUGGAAGCACGGCAAAAGCGCACUAGCGGGCAUCGGGAACCCGCAGCAGUACCACCCCGUGCCUCUGACGGGCCGAAUCCAGAUCAUGAACAAUGGUUCGCUACUCAUCCGUCACGUCCUGGAAGAGGAUCGUGGCUUCUACUUGUGUCAGGCCUCCAACGGGGUGGGCUCCGACAUCAGCAAGAGCAUGGCGCUCACUGUUAAGAUCCCAGCCAUGAUCACAAGUCACCCCAACACCACCAUGGCCAAGAAGGGUCACGUUAAGGAGCUGAACUGCACGGCGAGGGGGGAAUGGCCUAUCAUCAUCCGCUGGGAGCGAGGCGACACGGUCAUCGACCCUGACCGCAAUCCCCGCUACUCUAUUACCACCAGCCCCAACGAGAAGACGGACGAGGUGUUGUCCACUCUCAAGCUAAAACCAGCAGAACGUGAGGACUCGGUCUUCUUCUCCUGUCACGCCAUCAACUCGUACGGUGAAGGACGAGGCCUCAUCCAGCUCACCGUGCAAGAGCCCCCGGAUCCUCCCGAACUUGAGGUGCGUGAAGUCAAAGAUCGCAGUAUGAACCUACGAUGGACGCAGAGGUUUGACGGGAACAGCGUCAUCACCUCCUAUGACAUUGAAUACAAGAACAAGACAGAUACCUGGGAGCUGAAGCACGCGACUCGAAACAUUUCCCCCACUAACAAUCAGGCCAACAUUGUGGACCUCCACCCGGCGUCGGUCUACAGCAUCCGCAUGUACUCCUACAACGCCAUCGGGAAGAGCGAGGCCAGUAAGGAGCUCACGAUCAGCACGGAGGAAGCUCAGCCCGACGGUCCUCCCAUGGAUGUGAUCCUGCAGCCGGUGACCUCUCAAAGCAUCAGGGUCACUUGGAAGGCUCCCAGGAAGGAGCUACAAAACGGAGUGAUCCGAGGUUACCAAAUUGGUUACAGAGAAAACGGUCCGGGCAGCAACGGCCAAUACAGCAUUGUGGAGAUGAAGGCCACCGGAGAUAGCGAGGUGUACACAUUGGACAACCUGAAGAAGUUUGCCCAGUACGGCGUGGUGGUUCAGGCCUUCAAUAGAGCUGGCACCGGGCCCUCCAGCUCCGAGAUCAAUGCGACCACUCUCGAAGACGUUCCCAGCCAACCUCCUCAGAAUGUGCGCGCAAUCUCCGUCACCUCAGAUGAGGCGGUCAUCUCUUGGGUGGAACCCCCCAGGAUGACCCUGCACGGCGUUCUGAAGGGCUACCGUGUCAUCUUUUGGGCCGUCUUCCCCGACGGAGAAUGGGGUGAAAUGCAAAACAUCACCACAACCAAGGAGCAGGUGGAGCUCAGAGGUCUGGAGAAGUUCACCAACUACAGCAUCCAGGUGCUGGCCUACACACAGGCUGGCGAUGGCGUACGCAGCAAUGUCCUGUACAUCCAGACCCGGGAAGACUACCCCGGGCCCCCAGCUGGCAUCAAAGCUGUGCCCUCCUCUGCCAGCAGUGUGGUGGUAUCUUGGUUACCCCCCCAUAAACCAAAUGGAAUCAUCCGCAAGUACACCAUCUACUGCUUGAGCCCCGGAUCAGGCCGACCGAUGCCCAGCGAAUACGAAGCCAACCCGGAGCUGGUCUUCUACCGCAUCAGCCACCUCAACCACAGGCAGCAGUACUUGAUCUGGGCUGCGGCCGUCACCACCGCAGGACGCGGAAACUUCAGCGACAAGGUCACCGUUGAGCCCGCCGCCAAGGCCCCUGCUAAGAUCCUAUCAUUCGGAGGUACGGUGACCACCCCGUGGAUGAAAGAAGUACGGCUGCCUUGCAACUCUGUAGGCGAACCAACACCGACCAUCAAAUGGACCAAAGACAGCGAGAACACAGCCAUCCCGGUGUCUCUGGACGGACAGCGUCUCAUCAUGACCAACGGCACACUGGUGCUACGCACUGUCAAGGCUGAAGAUUCGGGCUACUACACCUGCACGGCCACCAACACGUUGGGCUUUGACACCAUCAUCGUUAAUCUUUUAGUGCAAGUUCCUCCGGACCAGCCUCGGCUCACCGUGUCCACCACCUCUACUUCCUCCAUCACUCUGGCCUGGAUACCAGGAGAUAACGGAGGCAGCUCUAUCAGGGGAUUUGUGCUUCAGUACUCUGUGGACAACACAGAAGAGUGGAAAGAUGUGUUCAUCAGCUCUACCGAGCGCUCUUUUAAACUGGACAACCUGCGCUGCGGCACUUGGUACAAAGUCAAGCUGGCGGCAAAGAACAGCGUCGGAGCGGGACGCAUCAGUGAGAUCAUCGAGGCCAAGACGCACGGCCGAGAGCCCCAGUUCAACAAGGACCAACCCGUUUUCACCCACAUCAACUCCAGUCACGCCCGCCUCAACCUGCAGGGCUGGGCCAGCGGCGGCUGUCCGAUCGGCGCCGUGACACUCGAGUUUCGCCCGAAAGGUACGUGGGUGUGGCAGAACGUGCGCACCAACGCCACCACAGACGUGUUCCUGGCCGAGCUGCGUGAGGCCACCUGGUACGAACUGAAGAUGAAAGCUUGUAACAGUGCCGGCUGCGGAAACCAGAGCUCCCAGUUUGCCACGCUGGAUUACGACGGCAGCACAAUUCCUCCCAUCAAGUCGCCCUUGGAAAAGAACGACGACGUCAAGAAGCUGUUUUCUAUCGGCUGCCCGGUGAUCUUGGUCACUCUUGGUGUGGCGCUCCUCUUCAUCAUCCGCAAGAAACGCAAAGAAAAGAGGCUGAAGAGACUGCGAGAUGCCAAAAGCCUAGCAGAGAUGCUGAUCAGUAAAAACAACCGAAGCUUUGACACGCCAGUGAAGGGCCCGCCUCAGGGCCCGCGCUUGCACAUCGACAUCCCGAGAGUGCAGCUGCUGAUCGAAGACAAAGAGGGCAUCAAGCAGAUCGGCGAGGACAAGGCCACCGUACCUGUGACCGACACGGAGUUCAAUCAGGCCGGGAACCCGCAAAGCUUCUGCGCAGGUGUGUCCGUUCACCACCCUGCUCUCAUCCAGAACACUGGUCCUUUGAUUGACAUGUCAGACAUCAGACCAGGAACCAAUCCGGUUUCCAGGAAGAGUGUCAAAUCGGCCCACAGCAUCAGGAACCGCUACUCCAGUCAGUGGACUCUGACUAAGUGUCAGGCUUCCACGCCGGCUCGGGUUCUCGCCUCGGACUGGCGUACGGUCAGCUCGCAGCACGGCAUCACCGUCACCGAGAGCGACAGCUACAGCGCCAGCCUCUCGCAGGACACAGAUAAGGGUCGUAACAGCAUGGUGUCAACGGAGAGCGCCUCGUCCACCUACGAGGAGCUGGCCAGGGCGUACGAGCACGCCAAGCUGGAGGAGCAUCUGCAGCACGCCAAAUUCGAGAUCACCGAGUGCUUCAUCUCCGACAGCUCCUCCGACCAGAUGACCACGGGCACCAACGACAACGCCGACAGCAUGACGUCCAUGAGCACGCCCUCCGAGCCCGGCAUCUGCCGCUUCACCGCCUCGCCGCCCAAGCCCCAGGACUACGAUCGCGGCAAGAAUGUAGCCGUGCCCAUCCCGCACCGCGCCAAGAGUGACUACUGCAACAUCCCCCUCUACAUGAAGUCAGACCCCUUCUUCCGAAAGCAGUCCGAGCACCAUGACCCGUGUCCAGUGGUUCCCCCCCGCGAAGCCUCCAUCCGCGGCCUGGCCCAGCGGGCGUACCACACCCAAGGCCGUCACAUGACUAUGGACUCUGCAAAGCAGCAAGCCCUAACCAUGGGCCACUCUGGCCUGUCCAACCUCACCUCCUCUGGGGCGUCUUCUGGAGGAGCCUCUGGAGGAGGUGGAGGCGGCAUGUCCGCCAGCUCCAGCAGCUCCACGCUCCCACAGAGGACUCUCACCAUGCCGGGCUCCUCGGCAACAGGGGUCCAGAGCGCCGCGGCCGCCGCCGCAGCUACCGCCGCCGCCGCCACCGGGGCGUCAUCAUCCUCCGGCGGGGCUGUGGGGGCCACAGGAGGCACGCCAGGUGGCGCCUCUUCCUCCUCCUCCAAGAUGGGAGGAUCCAGAGACUCUCUUUUGGAGAGCAGCUCGUCAGGCUUGGGCAGACUACAGAAGCAGAGGGAUGGUGGCACCGGGGCUUACUCCAAGUCGUACACACUGGUCUAGCCUGACGUCGUGGCGGCUAACUAAGAAGAUUAGCGGUCAAAUGUGGAGCGGAUAAAACACCGACGCCCGGCUCCUCUCCCGUGGAUGCCUGCGCUGUGCCAGGCCGCAGAGGGGCUGCUCGGGCUCCCAUAAGGAGAAGUUGGCGGGGGGGGGGGGUAUCUACAGCACAGGGGGUUGCCUUUCUUUCUGCCUGAUCGCGUGUCUCCCUCUUUUACGUCACCACUUGGCAAAACACGUAUGAUUUCUUUUUUUUUGUCCACUUCGAUCUCCCCUCGUCCAAGGUAUGCACAAAAUCCUCCAGGCGGUUGCUUGAAUUUCACGCCACUUCUGUUUUAGGAGAUCACAGCAUUGUGCCGCGGCAGGAUGCGUUAACUGGAUGCAUUUGCCAUCAAAUGUCUCAGUGAGGGAAUUCUCAUUUCUGGCGAUGGAGAAUUUCAUCUGACGAUUUUUAAGCUUUGCGUGUGUGUGUGUUUGUGUGGCUAUAUGUAAAUAUAUACAGUAUAUGUGCACGUGUGGCAGGCACACAACAACGGUGGACCUUUUUAAAAAUCAAGCUGUAUGCUGAGCGUCCAAACAGUAAAACCCACAAUCCGUUUUGUACUUACGAAGCUGCGUUUGGAAUUUAUUUUUGAACGCUGAUAUCGUUUGCCGUGGAAAGAAAGGCGAGGGGGGAACAAGUUACUCUGAAGGUUCGUCAAGAUGCCACAAGUGCAGUGGUCGUUCUACUUUGUUUAACUUCCCCGGCGUCAUUUCCAGACAUUAGCAAACAUGUAGAAAGAGAAAUUGUCACCUCAGAAGCCGACUUUUGUCAUGGAUGGAUAGCCCCCGCCCAUCCCCUAAAAAAAUGGAAUAUGCGGAGGAACAUAUUAAAGUGAUUAGGGAGAAGUGAAUGAAUGAAUCAUUCCAAACACAUCCUUGGAAUGUUGGGUCAGUAAAUAAAAAAAGAGCCUCGGUGUAUUGAGUUUAGCUUUAUGCAUGGCGCUGUAUCUUUUUAUUUGAUUGGAUUUUUAUUUCUUCACCAUUAAUUCUCCAAUAGCAUAAUCUCAUCACAAAGAAUCAAUUCCAAAAACAAAAAAAAUGGUUAAAAAAUAGAGUUGCUCCAAAUGUUUUGCAAUGAUCAAACGUAACAAACAUCAGGGCUCUCGCAAUAGAAAAUAAUAUAUGUUUGUUUUAAAAUAGAAUACUAUAUGUACAUAUAUAUAUUUCUAUUCAAAUAUAUAGCAAAUAUAUGACUAUUGAGACAAAAAAAAUCUAUUCAAGCCGUUCUAAAUUGAAAAUAUAUUAGAAAAGAUCACAAGACAAUCGCUCCGAAAGAGAACGACAAAGAGGCGAGUGACUUUAACGGGUAGCACAAGCGUCACGGCCGGCCGGCCGGGAGGAAAGAAGACGACGAGGCGCCGUCAUCUUUCUCUCCUCCUUGUGAUCAGGCUGAACGUGGACGCGGCUUGGAAGACAAAGCACAGUCAAGUUGUGGUGUGAGAUUGUGUUGCUAGGUAGAAAACAAAUAGUGUGUGGUGAGCUUGCUGUUGAAAAA
This is a messenger RNA of Syngnathus acus (greater pipefish), 8010 nucleotides long. RefSeq names its product Down syndrome cell adhesion molecule-like protein 1 homolog. Gene Ontology annotation, cellular component: axon; plasma membrane. Gene Ontology annotation, biological process: axon guidance; homophilic cell-cell adhesion; dendrite self-avoidance. The record is from RefSeq and is a predicted model, not a curated record. Bases 198 to 6476 code for a protein of 2092 amino acids. The transcript is spliced from 35 exons. Lineage: Eukaryota; Metazoa; Chordata; Actinopteri; Syngnathiformes; Syngnathidae. Gene Ontology annotation, molecular function: cell-cell adhesion mediator activity.